This is a messenger RNA of Argiope bruennichi, 624 nucleotides long. RefSeq names its product RNA polymerase-associated protein CTR9 homolog. The record is from RefSeq and is a predicted model, not a curated record. The transcript has a single exon. Bases 1 to 624 code for a protein of 207 amino acids. Lineage: Eukaryota; Metazoa; Arthropoda; Arachnida; Araneae; Araneidae.
AUGACCAGUAGGAGGCACAGGCGGAGAGGGUGGAAGAGAGCAGGAGGCACAGGCGGAGAGGGUGGAAGAGAGCAGGAGGCACAGGCGGAGAGGGUGGAAGAGAGCAGGAGGCACAGGCGGAGAGGGUGGAAGAGAGCAGGAGGCACAGGCGGAGAGGGUGGAAGAGAGCAGGAGGCACAGGCGGAGAGGGUGGAAGAGAGCAGGAGGCACAGGCGGAGAGAGUGGAAGAGAGCAGGAGGCACAGGCGGAGAGAGUGGAAGAGAGCAGGAGGCACAGGCGGAGAGAGUGGAAGAGAGCAGGAGGCACAGGCGGAGAGAGUGGAAGAGAGCAGGAGGCACAGGCGGAGAGAGUGGAAGAGAGCAGGAGGCACAGGCGGAGAGAGUGGAAGAGAGCAGGAGGCACAGGCGGAGAGAGUGGAAGAGAGCAGGAGGCACAGGCGGAGAGAGUGGAAGAGAGCAAGAAGCGGUUGAGACUGCACAAGCUGAAACAGAUGGUCGUGCCAAAGGCCAAGAAGCAGGAUGUUUAGACCAAGAUGGUAAAAAUGAAGAUUGCCUUGAGGAAGACAAUGCACGAAACUCAGUAGAAUCCAAAAUGAAUUUAGGAGCAAUUGAUUGGCAUUUUUGA